AUGAAAGUCAGCCAGCUCUAUAUUUACCCGAUCAAAUCCCUACGACCGACCUCCAUCACUGAGGGCAUCCUCACUCCGCGUGGUCUGCAAUAUGACCGCCGCUUCAUGCUGCUCAAGGUGCAGCCCGCCACCGACAACUCCGGAUCCACAACGCUGAAGAACAUGCACGUCACCCGCGCCCCGGAGAUGGGCCUAUUCCAGACCGACAUCGAAAUCCCCCAGGGCGAAGAUGACCGCGGGAAGGUCAUUGUUUCGCACCACCCCCCGUCGCAAUCAUCAUCGGCAGCACCAGGCUCGGAUGCCGAAGUCUCCUCCGUCAACAAACUAGAGAUCCCGCUCCAACCCGAUGUGAAGAACCUCAAGUCGUUCGAGGUCGUCAUGCACCAGAGCCCGACCACCGCGUACGACAUGGGCGCAGAGUACAACGAGUGGUUCAGCGCGUGCUUCGGCUAUCCCGUGGUCCUCGCAUAUAUGGGGGAUCACUGGCGCGAAGUGCUAGGUACCCUAGCGCCGGCGAAACAGAAACACAGAAACGGCCAGUGGUGGCAGACCUGGCAAGACUCGCUGCUAUCCCCGAGCGGCCUCGAGAAAUGGAUCCACCCCAUCCUCAUCGUGAGCUUCUUCAUCAAUGCCAUCUAUCAGACCAAAAGCUAUAUCCAGAACGGCAUGUCGCCCGAAGCCGCUAAGGCGCUACUCCCCGCCGCACUCGCUGGAGUCGCCCUCGUGGUCUACACGAUCACGAACAAAGACGACGAUAACAAACAGGAACAUGAAGACGGGAUCAGCUUCGCCGACUGCGCGCCGUACCUCGUCAUCUCCGAGACCUCCGUCGACGACGUCUCGACACGGCUCCCUGACGGCGAGGAAAUGGACCACACCAAGUUCCGGCCGAACAUCGUGGUGUCGGGGGCCGAGACGGCCUUUGAGGAGGAUUUCUGGACCAAAUUGGCCGUGGGCUCGGACCGCGUCUCGCUGCUCUUGACGGGGAACUGUGUACGGUGCCAGAGUCUGAAUGUGGACUUUGCCACGGGCAGGAUGGGCGACGGCGAGUCUGGGGCUGUUCUGAAGAAGCUGAUGAAGGAUCGCCGGGUGGACUCUGGCGCCAAGUUUAGUCCCGUGUUUGGUCGGUACUCGUUCUUGGAUCAUGCUGGUGAUGGAAUGAGUAUUCGGGUCGGCGAUGAGGUGGUGGUCCAAGAGCGUGGUGAGGAGAGGUCUGCUGUUGACUGGCCCGGGUUGACGAACUGA
Messenger RNA from Penicillium alfredii, 1245 nucleotides. Its product is annotated as MOSC domain protein. The record is from RefSeq and is a predicted model, not a curated record. The transcript has 3 exons. Gene Ontology annotation, molecular function: molybdenum ion binding; catalytic activity; pyridoxal phosphate binding. NCBI's taxonomy places the organism in Eukaryota, Fungi, Ascomycota, Eurotiomycetes, Eurotiales, Aspergillaceae. Bases 1 to 1245 code for a protein of 414 amino acids.